AUGAAUUUUAACUUAAUGUAGGUUUCUUUAGUACAUGUCGUUAAGAGAGGUCUUAUGACUAUGUCAAAAUCUGGCAGAUAAUUUGCUAGAGAUAAGCCCUUAGAAGAAUUCAUUCCUAAGGGUUUGGAAAAGUUAAAAUAAAAGGAAUAGGUUACUAUAAAUACCAACUAUAAAGCAGGAUUUACUAGUGAAGAAUUAGAACCUUAUAACGAAAUGGUUAAGAGAGCAUUAAAAUUAAAUAAUGCUUCUCCAUUUGAAAUUACUCAAUUUAAAGUUCAACAAGCUAUUUAAAAAUUCAAGGUUUCUCCUAGAGAUACUGGUUCUGCCGCUAUACAAGUUGCUGUUAGAACUGAAAAGUUAAUUAAAAUGAUUAAGCACUGCCAAGAAAACAGAUAAGAUAAAUAUGCAGGAAGAGCUUUAGUUAGAUUAUUAGAACAAAGAAGAAAGUGGUUGGACUAUUUAAGAUUCACUGACUACCACCGUUACAAGUGGAUCUGUGAAGAAUUCUGUAUUCCUGAUCAACCUCCUCUUAAUGGUCAUCAUAAGGCUAACUUUAGAGGUGAACCUAAUAGACAAGUUAAAACUAUUUGA
Messenger RNA from Tetrahymena thermophila SB210, 591 nucleotides. RefSeq names its product 30S ribosomal protein S15. Gene Ontology annotation, molecular function: structural constituent of ribosome. Gene Ontology annotation, cellular component: ribosome. The transcript has 3 exons. Lineage: Eukaryota; Ciliophora; Oligohymenophorea; Hymenostomatida; Tetrahymenidae. The record is from RefSeq and is a predicted model, not a curated record. Gene Ontology annotation, biological process: translation.